Coregonus clupeaformis (lake whitefish) is the source of this 4140-nucleotide messenger RNA. Its product is annotated as bromodomain-containing protein 1. The coding region runs from base 371 to 4069 and encodes 1232 amino acids. The record is from RefSeq and is a predicted model, not a curated record. Gene Ontology annotation, cellular component: MOZ/MORF histone acetyltransferase complex. The transcript is spliced from 14 exons. Lineage: Eukaryota; Metazoa; Chordata; Actinopteri; Salmoniformes; Salmonidae. Gene Ontology annotation, biological process: regulation of transcription by RNA polymerase II. Gene Ontology annotation, molecular function: protein binding.
GUAGUUCCGUUGUGCGUAGCGGGUGGGACAACGCUCGUGCACUGCAUUGUUGUGGGGGGAAGAGCUCGAGCUUGCGGUUUCGGAACGGUUCCAGGCAAUAGGGAGGAAGCCAAUUCAGGUCCAUGAGCAAAUACUUUUAUGCGCAUGAUAGAACCCAAUCUAGUAUUUACCAAGACGCAGAGGGCUUCCAACUGCAUUCUUCUCCUUUAUUACUGAAAAAGCCUAAACAUCUCCCGUUGGAUGAGAACAUUGUAUACGGAAUUACAGCCAUUGAGCAGGCCACAUCGCCAUUGCUUUCAAAGGCUGUUGACGAGCUUCUAUCUACAACCAGCAAAGCUGUUUCUAGUUCUGAGCUGUUCAGGUGUCGAGGAUGAGGAAGAAGACUCGGCACCACAGGGUCCCCGUGCCCCAGCGGCCGCCCUCCCCCAUCCGGCCGUCCCCCAACAAACAGACUCUGACCUACGCCCAGGCCCAGCGCAUGGUGGACAUGGAGAUUGACGGCCGGGUGCACCGGAUCAGCAUCUACGACAAGCUGGAUGUGAUCUCGGAUGAUGACCCUACGGCCCAGGAGAUUAUGGAGUGCACCAGCAAUAAGGAGAACAUGGAGAAGCCUCAGCAGACGCUGAUGCGCUCCGUCCGGUUAAAAAACAGCCAGGAGAAGAGGAGUGCAGCUGCGGUCGCACAGAACCACACAACACAUGGAUCUACAGCAGCACAGGCAGCACCAGCACAGACACUUCCAGAGGCCAAGAUCCGGACUGUGGAGUAUAACCUUCCAGCUGUCCCCGGGAGGCCCCCAGUGUAUUUUAAGUAUGUGGAGAAGACGUCGGAGGAGCUGGAUGAGGAAGUGGAGUAUGAUAUGGAUGAGGAGGACUACGCUUGGCUGGAAGUAGUUAACGAUAAGAGGAGAAGUGAAGGUGUCAGUCAGGUGUCCCACAACGUGUUUGAGUUCCUGGUGGACCGCUUUGAGAAGGAGACCCAGAUGGAGAAGGAGAGCCAGGGCCAGGACAAGCUCACCAUAGACGAGGACGCUGUCUGCUGCAUUUGCAUGGAUGGAGACGGCCAGGACAGCAACGUCAUCCUCUUCUGUGACAUGUGCAACCUGGCCGUGCACCAAGAGUGUUACGGUGUCCCUUACAUCCCAGAGGGACAGUGGCUGUGCCGGCACUGCCUCCAGUCACCCACCCAGCCCGCAGGCUGCAUACUGUGUCCUAACAAAGGCGGAGCAGUGAAAAAGACUGACGAUGACCGCUGGGGUCAUGUGGUGUGCGCUCUGUGGGUGCCGGAGGUAGGGUUUUCCAACACGGUCUUCAUCGAGCCCAUCGACGGAGUCAGCAACAUUCCGUCCGCCCGCUGGAAGCUCACCUGCUACCUCUGUAAGGAGAAGGGGGUGGGGGCCUGUAUCCAGUGUCACAAGGCUAACUGCUACACCGCCUUCCACGUCAGCUGUGCUCAGAAAGCCGGACUCUUUAUGAAGAUGGAACCCAUCAAGGAGGUAACAGAGACGGGCGAACCAACGUUUUCAGUGAAGAAGACUGCUUACUGCGGGGCUCACACCCCCAACAGCUCGGUCAAGAGACCCCUCACCAUCUACGAGGACGCCAAACCCCAAAAUGGAUUGUGUUCCCCUCUGAAAGGGGAGAACACGAGGGGCGCCAAUGCACUUGCGAAAGGGAGGAAGAGGAAGAGCAAGAAGGUGGAGCCAGAGGAAGAAUUCUCACCCGUGUCUGUGCCUAGCUUUCCUCCCCAAAGGUUAAACACCAUCCUCAACCGGGUGUCUAUGCAGAAGAAGAAAGCGUUUGUGGAGCUGGCUCUAAACUACUGGACUCUAAAGAGACAGGCGAGGAACGGACUACCCCUCAUCAGACGACUACAGUCCAGCCAACAGUCCCACCAGAAGACCCAUGCAGCACAGUCGAAGGAGAGUGAGGAGGAGAGCCGGGCUCUGAAGGAGCAGCUCAAGGAGUGGCAUCGUCUAAGACAUGACCUGGAGAGAGCCAGGCUAUUGCUGGAGCUCAUACGCAAGAGGGAGAAACUCAAGAGAGAAGAGAUGAAGCUGCAGCAGAGCCUGUUGGAGGUCCAGUUGACUCCCUUUAGUAUCCUGCUCAGGUCUGUGCUGGAACAGCUACAGGAGAGAGACCAGGCAAAGAUCUUUGCCCAGCCUGUCGACAUCAAAGAGGUGCCUGACUACCUUGACCACAUCAAGAACCCCAUGGACUUCUCCACUAUGAGGAAACGCAUUGACGACCAGGCCUACAGCAACCUGGACGACUUUGAGUCCGACUUCAACCUCAUCAUCUUCAACUGUAUGAAGUACAACAGUAAGGAUACCUUCUUCCACCGGGCGGCCGCCCGUCUCCGAGACCAGGGUGGGGCUUUGAUCAGGAAGACGCGGAGGGAUGUGGAGCGAAUUGGCUUCGAGAAGGACAGCGGGAUGCACCUGCCCGAACCGCCCAAGAUUGAAGCACCUCCGCCGUUUUCCUGGGAGGAUGUGGACCGGGUAUUGGUCCCAUCCAACCGGCAACACAUGCCUCUGGAGGAGCAGCUGAAAGAGCUGCUGGAGAAACUGGACCUGACGUUCUCCAUGAAGUCCAGCCCGUCACGUUCCAAACGCCUCAAACUGCUCAAGAAGAGCAUCAACGACGUCCGCUGCGAGAUGAGCCUGAGCCUGAGGAGGGCCUCCCACCACUCCCAUUCUCACUCCUCUUCCUCCCACUGGUCCUCCCAUCCAGAAAGGAGUAAAGUUGGGGAGGCAGAGGGGGUGAAGACCGAUGGACAGAGCCCUGAUAACGAGGGGGACAAAUCAUUACCUCCCAAAUUGGAACCCUCUGACUCCCUACCUCCUCUCCUGCACUUUGAGAGCAACUCAGAACCCCCUACCCUCAAACCCAUCCACCCCAACCCCACCCUGGACAGCAAGACCCACGGACAGGUCAAAUUUGACCAGGAGAAACCCAACAGUGCUUCCUCCACCACCCCCAAGACCCUUCUCAAUGGCCACUCCGACUCCCAGAACCCCCUGCUUCUCUCAGAGGGGAACGUGAGUGUGGUGGCCACCUCCACCCUGGCCCAACCCUCGGGGAUGACUGUCAACCGCCGCACUGCCGUGCUCUUCAGGAAGUCCAAGAACUCUAGCCCUGGGAAGAACCAGGGGUGCAGAGGAGGCGGCGAGGCCCAGACAGGGUGCCCUCAGCUGGGCACCAAGGCCUUCCUGUCGGUGAUGAUCCCCAGACUGGAGACCCUCCUCCACCCCAGGACCAGGAAGAGGAGCCACAGUCCCAGCGGGGGGGACAGCGAGGGGGGCGGAGACGGGGAAGACGAGUCCCCUGUCAAACGCAUUGACACAGGCCUGUCUAAUGGUUUUGUGAUGGAGGAGGUAAUUGAUGAAGAGAAGGAGCUAGGUGCCAGCAGGCCUCUAGAAACCAGGAGACGGUGUGCCUCAGAGUCCAGCAUCUCAUCUAGUGGUAGUCUGCUGGGCAGCACCAGCAGCACCCUCAGUCUUCCAACAUGUGGUAAGGGCAAACCGGCCCUGGUCCGAAGAAACACUGUGGAUGAUAAGAACGAGCUCAUUGCCUCUAUAGAAACCGGGAACUUUGCCAGAGCUGCUAGGAUUGCUGCCGAAGUUGGCAACAGCAAUAUUUGGAUGCCUGCUAGUGCUGCAACAGUUGUUCUGGAACCUCUAAAGCUAGUUUGGGCAAAAUGUAGCGGAUACCCUUCCUAUCCUGCCUUGAUCGUCGACCCCCACAUGCCCCGGGUGGGGUGCCAGCACAAUGGGGUGUCUAUCCCCAUGCCCCCCCUCGACGUCCUCCGGGUCGGAGAACGGAUGCAGUACAAGAACGAAGAAAAACUCUUCCUCGUCCUAUUCUUCGACAACAAACGCAGCUGGCAAUGGCUUCCUAAGUCUAAGAUGGUCCCUCUGGGGAUAGAGAAGACCAUCGACAAGAUCAAGAUGAUGGAGGGCAGAACGUCCAGCAUCCGUAAGGCUGUUCAGACGGCCUUCAAACGUGCCAUGAACCACCUUAGCAUCGUCCAGGACGAACCUGUCAGUGACAUGAGCGAUGUGGACUAACACACACACACACACACACACGCACUUACUCUCCAUUACUUACACACACACAUACACACACACACACACAA